This is a messenger RNA of Acanthosepion pharaonis, 864 nucleotides long. NCBI's taxonomy places the organism in Eukaryota, Metazoa, Mollusca, Cephalopoda, Sepiida, Sepiidae. The record is from the annotation of a GenBank genome assembly.
AUGAUCUUCUUCUUCUUUUUCUUCUUCUUCUUUUUCUUCUUCUCUUUCUUCUUCUUUUUCUUCUUCUUCUUCUUCUCCUUCUUCUUCUUCUUCUUCUUCUUCUUCUUCUUCUAUGUGCAAGAUGUUUCUAUCUAUCUAUCUAUCUAUCUAGUCAUUCUGUCUGUGAUACUGUACAGUUUUUUACCUUCAUUCUUUUUGGCUUUUAUUUUCUCCUUUCUUUUUCACAACAUUUAUUUUCUCUUGUUUUCUUUUCUUCUUUUUCCUUCUCUUUCAAUUUCAUUUAUUUUUAUUCCUUUUCUUAAUCUUUUUUUUAAUUCUAUUCUUCUUUUCCCUUUUCUUUUUCCUCUGUAUUUGUCUCUUGCUUUUCUUAUUCCUUUUUCUUUUCUCUUUCACUUUUAUUCUUUUGUUCUCUUUCAUUUCCUUUAUAUUUAUUCUUUUUCAUUUCCCGCUCUCUUUCUCAAGAUUUCUUUCCACUUCCUCUCUCUCUAUUUUCUUCUCUUUAAAUUUCCUUUGUAUUUAUUCCUUUAUCUUUUCCUUUCUCUUAUUUUUCUUCUUGCUUCAUUUGUCCUCUUUCACUUUCAUUUCACUUUUCACUAUAUCCCUUUUCUUUUUCCUUCAUUUUUUUCUACUAUUUCAUUUUUCUUGUUUUUCUUCUCUUUCACUUUCAUUUAUCUUCAUUCUUUCUUUUUCCCUUCUUUUUUUCCCCUAUUUCUCUUCUCUUACUCUUUUCCUUUUUUUCUUUGCUUUUAUUUCAUAAUCAAUAUUCCUCAUACUCUCUUUUUUUCUCCCUCCCACCAUUUCUUUUCUAUUGCUUAUCUUUUUUCUUUUAUUCUUUUCUUUCCAAUACACUUCCAAUAUUCUUAA